Molecule: messenger RNA, 1343 nt
Organism: Lucilia sericata (common green bottle fly)
Lineage: Eukaryota; Metazoa; Arthropoda; Insecta; Diptera; Calliphoridae
Product: cAMP-dependent protein kinase catalytic subunit 2-like
Exons: 7
Coding region: 105-1289 (394 amino acids)
Biological process (GO): peptidyl-serine phosphorylation
Cellular component (GO): cAMP-dependent protein kinase complex; nucleus
Molecular function (GO): cAMP-dependent protein kinase activity; ATP binding
Source: RefSeq, a predicted model, not a curated record
UACUGGGAUAUUACAUAUGACAAAUUGUUUCAAAAAUCCUAAAUUAAAAAAAAAUUAAAUAUAACACGGGAUUUUUGUUACCGAAAACUUUGAUCUUUAAAGCCAUGAAACCUCGACAACAAUCUAGUGGCGAUGUAAGAAAGAAAAAUCUCAAAACCUCUAUAGAAAACCGUCGCAGCAAAUCUAAGUUAUCGGCGCGAUCCAACAGUGUGAUUGAAGCUGCACGUCGUAUGCCCCCUUCAAAAUAUUAUAGUCCCGGUGUGGAUUAUGAUGACUUAUUGUUAAAAUUUCGCGAAGAAUUUAAUAAGGCCUGGGAUAAUCCCAAGCCUUCGCCCGAGAGCGGUCUGGAUGGCUAUGAUGAGUUGGCCACGCUGGGAGCGGGUUCUUUUGGUCGCGUGGUUCUGAUUAAACAUCGCAAUGCCGGCAAUUAUUAUGCGGUAAAAAUUCUGGUAAAAGAUCAAAUAGUUAAAACGAAACAAGUGACCCAUGUUCAUAAUGAGAAAAGGGUUUUGGCUGCUAUUAAUUUUCCAUUUCUUAUAAGUUUGGAAUUUUCUGCCAAGGACUAUGAUUAUUUAUAUUUGGGUUUGCCUUUUGUCAACGGUGGUGAAUUGUUUACCUAUCAUCGCAAAGUUCGUAAAUUUAACGAGAAACAAGCCAGAUUUUAUGCUGCUCAAGUCUUUAUGGGUUUGGAAUAUAUGCACACUAUGCAUUUGCUUUAUCGGGAUUUAAAACCAGAAAAUAUUUUACUUGAUAAAUAUGGUUAUAUCAAAAUUACCGAUUUCGGUUUUGCCAAAAAAGUUGAAACUCGCACUCUUACCUUGUGCGGCACCCCUGAGUAUUUGGCUCCCGAAAUUAUACAAUCAAAGCCCUAUGGCACCAGUGUGGAUUGGUGGUCUUUUGGUAUUUUACUUUAUGAAUUUGUGGCAGGAAGUUCACCCUUUGCGCCCCACAAUCGUGAUGUAAUGGUUAUGUAUACUAAAAUUUGUGAAGGUACCUAUAAAAUGCCCGCCUAUUUUAGUGCGCCAUUAAAGGAUUUAAUAGAUCAUUUGCUGCAAGUGGAUUUAUCGAAAAGAUAUGGUAACUUAAUAAAUGGUAUUAAAGAUAUAAAAGAUCAUGCGUGGUUCAAAAAUGUCGAUUGGUAUGCUCUGUUAAAUCAAGAAAUCCCACCUCCCUAUAUACCACGCAUUUCCAAUGUGGAGGACUUAUCAAAUUUUGAUAAAUAUCCAGAUCCGAAACCUCCACACAAAUCAAAAGUUAAUCGUCAUGCUGAUUUGUUUGCUAGUUUUUAAUGCGGAUUUAUAAAAACAUGUAAUUAAUUUCUAAUUUCUUAUUUAAUUUAAAUA